Molecule: messenger RNA, 4254 nt
Organism: Enhydra lutris kenyoni (northern sea otter)
Lineage: Eukaryota; Metazoa; Chordata; Mammalia; Carnivora; Mustelidae
Product: IKAROS family zinc finger 5
Biological process (GO): regulation of transcription by RNA polymerase II
Molecular function (GO): RNA polymerase II cis-regulatory region sequence-specific DNA binding; DNA-binding transcription factor activity
Source: RefSeq, a predicted model, not a curated record
AUGGGUGACGCAGACCGAGUAGCUGUGCCAAGCCCAACAAGUCGCAGCUCAGUGCCUCCCCGCCCAGCGCCAGCGCUUUGGGGCGGAGCCAGGGCCUUGUCUCCGCCCCGCCUAGCGCACCUCUCUGGCCGCCCCUCGCGCCUACGGAACCGCAAGAGAGACAUACAAUUCCCCUCUUCCCCUUUGCCCUGCGUACUGCUCACGCGAGACUUGGACCGGGCAGUGGGGCGGGAAGAGAAUCGGAAACACAACAAACAUGACGGCGGCAGCGGCUGCGACGGUGACGAAGACAGCGGCGGCGGCGGCGGCGGCGGCGGCGUUGGCGGCGGCAGCGGCGUUAAACAAGGCAGUGGGAGUUACUCGGUGCGGUGGUCAGGUGGCAUAACAAAUUGUAAACUUUGAAAGAAAAAAGAAGAAAAGGAUAAAGCAAAGAUGGGUGAAAAGAAACCAGAGCCUUUGGACUUCGUGAAAGAUUUCCAGGAAUAUCUGACUCAGCAGACUCAUCAUGUGAACAUGAUUUCUGGCUCAGUUAGUGGGGACAAAGAAGCAGAGGCUCUUCAGGGAGCUGGAACAGAUGGUGAUCAGAAUGGACUCGAUCACCCAUCUGUUGAAGUUUCCCUGGAUGAAAACUCAGGAAUGUUAGUAGACGGGUUUGAAAGGACCUUUGAUGGAAAGCUCAAGUGUCGGUACUGCAACUAUGCCAGCAAAGGAACAGCCCGGCUUAUCGAACAUAUUAGAAUCCAUACAGGUGAGAAACCUCAUAGAUGUCACUUAUGUCCAUUCGCAUCUGCUUAUGAGCGUCAUCUGGAAGCCCACAUGCGUUCCCAUACAGGAGAAAAACCAUACAAAUGUGAAUUAUGUUCCUUCCGCUGCAGUGAUCGAAGUAACCUGUCCCAUCAUCGAAGGCGCAAGCAUAAAAUGGUACCAAUUAAAGGUACUAGGUCUUCCUUAAGCAGCAAGAAAAUGUGGGGAGUUUUACAGAAGAAAACAAGCAAUCUGGGCUAUAGCAGAAGAGCAUUAAUCAACUUAAGUCCACCUUCCAUGGUGGUUCAGAAGCCAGACUACCUUAACGAUUUUACCCAUGAAAUCCCAAAUAUCCAGACUGACUCCUAUGAAAGUAUGGCAAAAACCACAUCAGCUGGUGGCCUACCAAGGGACCCCCAAGAACUCAUGGUUGACAACCCUUUAAAUCAGCUCUCAACUCUGGCAGGACAGUUGUCUAGUUUGCCACCGGAAAACCAAAACCCUGCAUCUCCUGAUGUAGUUCCCUGUCCCGAUGAGAAGCCUUUCAUGAUGCAGCAGCCCUCCGCCCAAGCAGUGGUUGCUGCCGUGUCAGCAAGUAUCCCUCAGAGCUCCUCUCCCACAAGCCCUGAACCUCGGCCGUCACAUAGUCAGAGGAACUACAGUCCAGUGGCGGGUCCGAGCAGUGAACCAAGUGCCCACACGAGUACUCCCAGCAUAGGAAACAGCCAGCCGAGCACUCCAGCUCCGACCCUGCCGGUCCAGGACCCGCAGCUUCUGCACCACUGCCAGCACUGUGAUAUGUACUUUGCCGACAAUAUCCUUUACACUAUUCAUAUGGGAUGUCAUGGGUAUGAAAAUCCUUUUCAGUGUAACAUAUGUGGUUGCAAAUGUAAAAACAAGUAUGAUUUUGCCUGUCAUUUUGCAAGGGGACAGCAUAACCAACACUAAUUGAAACUAAUCACAUUAUGCUUUACUUGGUUUUACCAUUUUGUGUUUUAUAGUUUUGUUUAUUUUUUUUUCGGGGGGGGGUCAUUCUAAUAAGGUGUCUGCUAAUUUAAAGUCUAUAUAUUUAUAGAAAAGUUUGACAGUGGAAACAAAUUUUUUUUUUUCUAUAAAUAUCUGGUCAGGCUCAUUUAUGUAUUAGAGCAGUGAGACACGCCGGAGUCUGUUUUCUUCCUUUCACUUAGAUGGUUGAGAACUGGAGUGCAGUCCUAACCCUAGCAGGUAUCAUUUAAAUUCCCCAUGCUCGUGGUCCGUAAACACUUCAGAGCUUACUGAUACUUGGUAUUCAACAUACACAUCACAGCUAGAUAUUAUUUCUGCCAUAUUUCAACAUGGUCGAAUUACCAUCUCUUACAAAGUCUGUUGUAAACAGUUGAUUUCAGUGUUUGGUAGAGGAAUUGCCCUUAACCUCGUUCUCUGUCAACGUGCUGUUUUGUUCACAUUGCGGAAUGUUCGCAGUACAUUCCUUUCACCUGAUGAUCACAGAGCUAUUUAGGGUAGCAGAUCCUUUUUUUUUUUUUUUCCCCCUUAAGGGGAAAUGUAAAACAGGUCAUUCUUUUUAAAUUCAAGUUACAAAAAUAUGAGGUAAAAGUUCUGAAGAGAAACAAAACCUAAAUGGAAUGGGUUUAAUACUUAAAAUACCUGUUUAUUUAAUUUCUAAUUUAAAUAUGUGUCAAGUUUUCCAUUGGAUUCUUUUUAUUCUGAUUUCUUGUAAAAACCACAUGAGAAUGCUAGAAACAUCAGAGGAUUAUCUUUAAAGAUGCCUUUUUGUUUUUUCCUUUUAAUUUGAACCUUUAAGUUCUUCACUCUGACGUCAUUAGCGUCAGGUGACUUUGAUAAGUACACUGAGAAUCUCUUAUUCCUCCUAUUCCUUUGAUGACCAAAGAGGUACAGUAGGAGUCAUGCAUCUUAUUCCUUGGAAAUGCAGUCCUUCAAAAGAAAAAAAAAUCUCUGAAGUUUCCAUUUCCUGCCUUCUGUCCACUUACUGCCUAUAAUUUCCAAGAAGAGGUGGGUAUAGAAAUACAUGGGCAAAUAGGAUGGCGAAGUAAUACUUAAAAAAAUGAAAACGUGUCCAAAACAAAUUCCGGUUUUCCCUUCAGAAUUGGCCAUUUAAAAUAUUUUCUGUGAAUUCAGCUUGUAAUGCUUAUUUGCAGUUCUGCCCAUUUUUCAUGGACAGAGACAAAACUAUAUGGAGACUGAGUCAUCGCCUUAGUAGGAAAGGGUACAGAAGUGGGAAAAUAGAUAUAAAAUGCAUUUAAAUGUGAUAUUUGUUUACAAAAAUAAGACUUGCUAAAUCUAGAAUAAUUUUGAAUAGGAGGCUAUUGUUUUUAUAUUGUGUAAUAACUAGCUUACUCUGAAGAGAGCUUGGUCAAACAAUAAAGUAUAUUGUUACUAACUGUGGUUUCUGUGUACUUUGCAAAAGUUUCAUUUUUAAUUUGGUUCAAAUCUUGAAAGUGUUGCUGAUUGGCUUCUUAAAGAGAAUACCCCAACUAUGAAGCAUUUAUUAAGCAAACAGGACCUCCACUCUUCUAUAGUAAAGAAGAAGGGAAGUGUUGAUGGUAGGCAGAAGAAGGUCCACCAGAACCCCCACGGGCCAAGUUAAUGGAUCUUCUGCCCUCCCUUCCAAAUGCUAGAAAGUCAUUAAAAUGAGUUCUCAUGGUUUAACAUCCAGUCGAAACUAACCUCAACAGCAUUGUUCAAAGAGCAGCGAGGAGUCAGUCCAAACUCUAACUCUUUCGACCUUGCCUGAGGCUUCUGAAUCUACAGUUGAGUUUCUCUUGUUGCUUAAAUCACUCAUUGCUUAGAUCAGCUUGAAUGCAACCAUUUCCAAAUGUGGAACUUGGCUCUAGUAUUUAUUUAUUGCCAGAAAGAAACAGGUUGCUGUCAUUUGGAAGAUUCUGUAAUUAUUUUCUUCCUUCUCACUUAUUUUUCACAUAAAAGCAAUACCCCAAGAUAGAAAAAUGAAGGCUUUCAUUAAAAGAGAAAGAACCCUCUUGUUAAAACCAGUUUAUUAACUUUAUAUUCUGGGCCAAAUAGUGACAAACACUUCUUUUCUGGCAACUAAAGAUAGAUAUUUUGAAGGUACAUUUUAAACAGAAAAUAUCUUUUUUUCAUAAUUACAAACUAGAAUGUAUAAUUCUAAUUUUCUUAUGACUUAAAAAGAGCACAGUUGGUAUUCCAAAGGUGUCAAUGCUUGAGAGCUACAAUAAAUUCUAAAUGCACUAAAGUUUUUGAAUCAAAUCUACCUUAUAAACUUUUUUAGUAUUGUAUUUUUAAAAAGAUUUAGGAUUUUAUUUAAAUUUUCUGUGAGUUAAAAUUUUAUACAUGGAAAGAUGAUACUAUCUUCCAUUAAGUGUUGAAUACGUUUCUCCCAUUUUAUUUUUAAUCAGAUAUUUUAUAGAAAUGAGCUGCUAGGAAAAGCUGAACGUGAACUAUUUAUAGUACUUUGCUGUUAACAGGCAAUGUUCUGAAACUAAAUGUAUUUUUGUUCAGUGAACAUAAGUUUAG